Messenger RNA from Melampsora larici-populina 98AG31, 1176 nucleotides. RefSeq lists its product as uncharacterized. The coding region runs from base 1 to 1176 and encodes 391 amino acids. The transcript has 5 exons. The record is from RefSeq and is a predicted model, not a curated record. Lineage: Eukaryota; Fungi; Basidiomycota; Pucciniomycetes; Pucciniales; Melampsoraceae.
AUGAUGCACCUCAUUCUUUUCAUCAACACACUCUUCCGGAUCAUCCCCAGGUGCACAGCAGACCUGAACGUGGGCGGAGUGAAUGAACGACAAUCUGUUGGCUUUCAAUCUCAGGUGAAAAUAUUGGGAGGAGUGUCGCGUACGAAACUGCAGUACCCCGAUGGCUUGACGAUCGAUAGCUUUUCAACUUCUGAGCACAAUAUGACUAUCUCUAUCAACAACUCCCCCUUGGCCACCCCCUUGUUCGUCACAGCGAUCGAUCCCUCAACUUCAGCUCUGAGUGGAACGUGGUCAAAAUUGUCAAACUAUUCUUACACACUAAAUUUUGAAGUGGAAGAUCCAGAUGACCUUAUUAUGGAUAUUGCUGCUCGGAUUCAACUUAAUGGGAUUAGUGAUAUUACAGAGGAUAAUGUAUUUCUAGCAAAAUAUCACAAAGAAAGACAAGGUUGGGUAGUCGAUUUUGAACGAGCAACAUUCCAUCGAACUAAGAAUCAGAUAGGAUCUCUCGGUAUAAGUAAUCCUGCAGGAGAGUAUCUUGUUGUAGGGAGAUGUACCAAUGGAGCAUACAAUACUUUUUUACCUAUUAAUGAUGGUGUAUUCGAAGUGAUUGGUUCACCUGCUUCUGUUUCUCAAAACACUAUCUACCCUCUACAAAUCGGAACUUGGUCAGAUGGAACCCGAGUUAUGGUCAGAAGUCAAGAAGCACUUUCUAUUUCUGCAAGUCUUGCUGUGAUCUCUGAUGGAUUUCUACCAGUUGGCUAUCAAGCAGUCGGUACAUACGUUCACGUUCUUCAAACAAAGGUUGAAAAAGGCGAGGUUGAGCUUCGACUACAACUUCCAACGGUCAGGUCUCGACUUCUAAGUCAUCAAAUUCAUCCAAAUCAACUUCAUAUUUGUAAAAGAGAUCUUCAAGACUCAUCUGGACCAUGUCGGAUUGUCUCCCCCGCUGUUCCAGCCGGAACGGGAGCACUUAUGACAAAAGCUAUCAUAGGAGUUGAAGGCUAUUAUCUUCUUGUCACUCCAGAAUCACAAUCCAUGUUAGGUUAUCAAAACCAGAAUGGAACUCAGCGUGAAGGAAUCGAGUGCGAGAACGGUAACUCGACUACCGUCAAUGGUAGAAAGAUGUGUGGAUUGAUUGAGGGAGAAAGUAUGACAGGAAGUGAAGUUGAAGGUUAA